GCGCGGGGCGCGGAGAGCAGAGAGCUCCGGGGUUGAGUCUGCCAGGGUGCUGGGCUCAGGGACCGCGGCGGUGCUGGCGGCGGCGGGCGAUGCUGCUGCUGCCUGCCUACCCUGGGCUCCACUGCUGUGGGUGAAGGCUCAGUCUAGCCAAACCCAACCGCCAAAGGAGUCCGAAGCGGGACUGGAGUUGGAGGAGAGAGAGAAAGGAAGAGGAGGAGGUGAAGGAGGAUGGGCUGCGGAGGGAGCCGUGCCGAUGCCAUCGAGCCCCGCUACUACGAGAGCUGGACCCGAGAGACCGAAUCCACCUGGUUGACUAACACGGACACAGACCUGCAGCUCUCAGCUACCGCUACAGCCGCCGGGCUCAGCCCCGGGGAACAGGACAGCGGCCCAGAGGCGGGCGGCCUGCGGGACCAGGGCUCCCUGUACGCGGGUGAAAAAAGAACACAAGCAGAUGUCAGCAAGAGAAGUCACCAUCAGUGUUACCCAAAGCAUCCAACAAAUGGACAGAUAUAGAAGAAUUCUGAAGAAUUGAGUGAAUUAGCCGUGUUUUCAAAUCAAAGGGAGGAUGGACACUAAUGUCAUUUGGCAGUACUUUGCUGAUCUCUCAAGGGAACUUAAAGAAACAUGGAUGUUCCUAAUUGAACAGGCUAAAUUGCUGAGUGCCUUGGGUUACUUUGCAUCUCUUACCUGGCAUCAAACAACUGCCAUCAAUGUUUGGACAUUCGCUGAGCUGUGUGUACCUAAUGUGUUGGCAGAGUACUCCUACAUGACAAUAAACUGCUAAUGGGACAUUUGAUUUUUUCCCCCUC
Messenger RNA from Phascolarctos cinereus (koala), 812 nucleotides. RefSeq names its product BAALC binder of MAP3K1 and KLF4 (gene BAALC). Gene Ontology annotation, cellular component: cytoplasm. NCBI's taxonomy places the organism in Eukaryota, Metazoa, Chordata, Mammalia, Diprotodontia, Phascolarctidae. The record is from RefSeq and is a predicted model, not a curated record.